Acanthaster planci (crown-of-thorns starfish) is the source of this 3374-nucleotide messenger RNA. RefSeq names its product ribitol xylosyltransferase 1 (gene rxylt1). Gene Ontology annotation, molecular function: ribitol beta-1,4-xylosyltransferase activity. The record is from RefSeq and is a predicted model, not a curated record. Gene Ontology annotation, biological process: protein O-linked glycosylation via mannose. Lineage: Eukaryota; Metazoa; Echinodermata; Asteroidea; Valvatida; Acanthasteridae. Gene Ontology annotation, cellular component: Golgi apparatus.
CAAAACAGUCUUCCACAGCUACGGCUAGCCCAUUGUGUGCUUGUCUCCGCGAAUGAAGACCUAGACCUAGCUCUAAGAUUCGGAUGCAGCAUAUGGCAAAAACGAAAGCUGUAGCCAUAAAAUACCGAUCCUAAGCAGAUGUGACAAAAACCCACCGUAAGGUUACGCUCUGGCGCCCGCUAUUGCCGGCCUGUAGGUAUCUUUUGCCGGGCCGUGGGCAUGAUGGAACAGAAUGAGACCGCGGUUAAAUUUGAAGAAACUUUCUUGGUUAAUUUUAAGUGUGUACCUCCUCUUAACUUGCUAUGGUGGGUAUCUUUUGCUCUCUCAGAGAGUCGGUGAUUCCAACCGUUCGGCAAAAAGCAACAGAAAAGGUCAUAGUUAUGAGAGACAAGUGGCAUCUGAACCUGCCAGCCAUCACAGACUACAACCUGCAACAGAGACAGUGGCACAGCAGAACCAGAGAGAAACUCAAGACAAUCAAAAUGAGGGUGUUAACCCUAGCUUGAAAGAAGAAAACGCCGUAGAAAUUUGGAGCAGAGCCGGAGUAGGUCAGUACACCUGGGAACAUAUCUUGGGGGCGUCGCUGGAGCCCCGUCUGGGAGGUGUCUGGAGCUAUGGACGGAAGACAGAAGGGAACGUCACAUUCACGUUCAGAAUGGGACCUGGGGUGGUCCCUGACAAGGUCCCCACCGAGGUGGAGAACCUGCUGCUCGUCCUCAAUGGGAGGGCGCCGGACAAGGCGGAAUUUGCCCGCACGUGGCUGGACUACCUGGAUGCAUUUCCCCGGCUGCGCGACGUGGCCCUGAUGCUGAUCGGCAGCGAGCAGUGUGACAACGAGUGGGUGCUGCCGUACAUGGCGUCGCGCGGAGGACCGCUGAGGUUUUUGUUUGUCGUGUAUGACACCCUCCGUGUUGACGAUGCAGAGAUCUACCAGUGGCCUCUUGGAGUGGCCACGUAUCGUGGCUUUCCCGUUGUGGAUUCUGCCAAGUUGAACCCAAGGGCCAGUCGCCCGUACCGCUGUAAUUUCAUGGGCACUAUUUAUCCGAAUUCGUCAAGGGAGACGUUGUUACGCGUGAUUGAGAAGCACAACCUGGGCGACUACUGCUACGUGAAAACCCGCGGAAGUUGGAUGCCCUCUGAAACAGAAGAGACCAGACUCGCGUACGAGAGAAUCCUUGCGCAGAGCGACCUGACGUUAAACCCUGUCGGCAUGAACACCGAGAGCUACCGCAUCUAUGAGGCGUGCUCAUACGGGUCUGUCCCCGUCAUAGAAGACAUGAAAACCCCUGGGACCUGUGCAAGCAAGCCACUUCGCCUUCUGAAACAAUACCGGGCGCCCUUCAUCUUCGUCAGGGACUGGAACCAGCUGCCCAAGAUUUUGGACAAGGAGUCCAGGAAAACCCCACAGGAGAUAUCCAAACGAAGAGAAGACCUGCUGAAGUGGUACAAAAACUUCCGUGCCGAACUGAAGCAAGAGUUUUUGAAAACCAUACAUGGGAGCUUUUUCCCUACAUGAAUUUGGAGUACAAGUUCAUCUUUUUACAUAAAAUUGUAUUUAUUAUUUUCCAAGAACAUGUUAAUUUACUGAAAAAUAGCUAGGGCAUAUAUGUAUGGAAGGAACUACUUAUAACUGCUUUAAUUUUUUUUUCCUGUGCAAGUUCACGAAGCCAUUUUAUGCAACAUCAAAAUUUGCCUAAGAGGCAAACAUUUGUCAUACAAGCUAUUUUAGGCAGUCAUUUACACUUAACUGUAGAUUAAACUUUUUACAGCAAUGACUAACAAGCUAUGCUGUUUUUACAAAAUCGUUCGAGUGAAUGGCCCUUUAAACCUUCGUAUUAGUUAAAUUUCCUUAUUGUUCGUCAAGUUGGUUUCUGUCCCUUUUAAUUUGUGCCAAAAAAUAGAAAUACAGUGAUAUUGCACAAGUAUCAAAACAUUCUUUUAACGGCUUGCAAACUGAGCCACUAGAAGUAAGGAACUGGUGGUCACGUGUCUUUGUAAAGUGACAAGACAAUAUUGGAGUUAUGUUACCCGAGGACCAAUCUCUGAAUCAAUUCCCCCUCUUUCAUCGACUACUCCGGCAGUUCCAAGCAGGUGUCACACAAGUGCUUUGUGCGUUUUGGGCCAACAGGGUGAUGUGACCUGUUUUUACCUGAAUAUGACCCACAAGUUUGAGAAUGCAUAAAGGAGGUUGGUACCACGGCACUGCCGCAGUAACGGCAUCUCCUCAUAUUAGAGCAGAACCAAUUCGUAAAUUUUCCACUUUACAUGAAUCCUAUACAUAUAUUUUUUUUGAACGCUGUACCACUCACUCUCUGUGUACCUCAUUUACAUUAAAAAAAAACAAACUAAUAAGUUACUCCUUAAAAAAGUGCAGAAGUGGGAUUAAAAUAUGAAUCAGUGCAUCUUCAACUAUAUUACACUGUGCACUUGCCCAUGUCCUGUUUUAAAUAAUUUUUGCACUCUGGGACUUUACUAGCAAGCAAAAGGGUAGCAAAAUUACCUCUUUUCCCCAGAAAUGGUUCUCUUCUUUGUACAUGUAAAUGUUACACUUUUUCCACAUCUUUUUUUGUCCACAAAUUUGUUAGUUCCUACAAGACUAGUAUCCUCUAUUUUAUGGUAAGCCAUGCUCCAGGAUUUACGCCUGACCCCAAACAGAGAUACAUGUAUUAUGCUUUUUAAUUACAAAGCGACAGAUUUCACUGCAAGUAUUAAGCCUGGUUUACAUGUCGACGUAAGAAACGCAGAGAGCAAUGCAAUCAAGAUGCAAACUGAAACGCAGAUAUAUGGAAACAUGUCAAACGGGGGUGUCGCUCACAACGCAAACUUGCCCGUGAACGAUCGGUAAAGUUGAGCAAGGUUCAACUUUGCUGACUGUCUGCGUCGAGUUGCUGAGUGGGCUUAUACAACACGCACGCUGGCAUGACAGGCGUACGAUGUUUCUCUUGCUUAGUACCACUCAUUUUAUCCUUAUUGCUAACAUGGGCAGCCCCAAUCGUCGUCAAAAUAACUAACCAUUAACAAAUUACAUCUAACUGGAUCAGUUUAAUCAGUUUGGCUUCAAGACGUAACAUUGCCGUCAGAAAAGGGCAUUUUUUAAAAUUUUCCCAAUUUCAGACACCAUUUUGUUUAAAUUUUUUUGGUGGAAUGACAUUGUGCAGCGCUUCUUCCACAAAUGUCUGCAUCUUCACAUCUUGCGGACCAUCUGCGUUACAAAUGACCAUGUAGAAGCCAGGCUUUAACCAAGCAACCUAAGAGUAACAGAACAAAUGCAAACAUAAAUUUCAUAUUUGGGUUUCUGGUAUAGGUAUUUUUGGAUCUGCCAUUGCUUAAGUUUCCCUCAAUCUGUGUACAUGUACCACUGUUCCAUUUUAUUU